Messenger RNA from Xiphias gladius (swordfish), 3821 nucleotides. RefSeq names its product ankyrin repeat domain-containing protein SOWAHC-like. The record is from RefSeq and is a predicted model, not a curated record. Gene Ontology annotation, molecular function: protein binding. Lineage: Eukaryota; Metazoa; Chordata; Actinopteri; Istiophoriformes; Xiphiidae.
GGUGCGUCUCUGCAAAGGGGAUAAUCCGGUCUGCUGGUCGAUGUGGGAUUGUGCGACAGGACUGUAUCUACGUGUUUUGCUCGUUUAGCCGUUAUCCCGCCUGUAAAGCACAUUAAAACUAGGCUGGAAGUGGUUGUACCGAGAAGUGUUUCCAAUGGCCGCAGAGUGUUCUCAAGAGGAUUUGGACUUUGUAAAGGAGAGAGGAGGCAGAGUAAAAAACACCGAGUUAACGGAGCAUUUUAAGGACGUGUUCGCGGAGGAGCCGGAGAAGAAGGCGGCGGUCCGGGAGAGAUUUAAGAACUACGUAGACAAUAUCGCUUUUGUAAAAACUGACAAUGGAGUUAAAUAUGUCCUCCUGAGGAAAAGGUUCCGCGGGUCAGUAAAGGGGCAGGAAAGCCCAAGCGUUAGUAAUGGGGCAGAAACGGAACCGGAACAAGUUUUAAAUGACGGCAAAGGUUCACACGGAGCACACGGCAGCAGGGCUGCUGCGGCCGCCGAGCAACAAACACUCCCAGGAUCAGGUUACGGAAGUGACAGCCAGGUGGGAGCUCCGCAUGAUCCCCCUCCUGCAACCGACGCUAGACGCAAAUGUCUUGAGUUUGUUUGUAUAGCUGAGGAGGUGGACAGCAGCUCGGGUGAUAUGGGGAACACUGAAAGCUUUCGGAGAGAGAAGAGGGCUUCCAAGAAGGAACAGACGGGAAAAACACCUGACAUACCAGAAAUUUCAGUGAUUGAAGCGUCACCUCUCCCUGCAGAGGGAUCUGUGUUCACCCUGCCUGGGCCUGUACAAACCGGUGGUACAGGACAGGUAGACACAGCUACUGCUUGCCUUAGUCCCACAGACAGACAGGCUCAGACUGAAGCUCUCUCACUAGAAGGGCUGAAGGAAGCAGAGCAGAUUCAUGUGGUGACCAGGCGCAGAAACUCUAAAGGAUCGCAGCACAGAUUUCUCUCCAGGCAGCCAGAGUCAGACGACGUGGAGGAUGAGGAACAGUUUGAUACACACAGCCUGUGUGGCAGUGAAGGUAAAAGCACCCCUAAAGGCAGCCGCAAACACUUCAUCCAGGUCAUGAUGAACACUUCCCCUCAGGUGAGACGUAGCAUGGUUCUGCGCAGGUCGGUUUACCUGUCCUCCAGGAGUGACAGUGACUCAGCCUCCCUGGUCUCCUCCAGCCUGGAUGAAGACAGGACCUUGGUCACUCUGGACCCUCUGGAACAUGAGUGGAUGAUGUGUGCUUCGGAUGGGGUGUGGGGCAGCUUGUCCCGCCUCCUCACCACAGAGCCUAGCCUUGUCCUGAGGAAGGAUUUCAUCACUGGCUUCACCUGUCUGCACUGGGCCGCCAAGCACGACAAGCCUGAGCUCAUAGCACUGAUUAUUAACUUUGCCAAGCAACACAACAUUCCCAUCAGUGUUGAUGUUCGAUCCAACACAGGCUACACCCCGCUGCACAUAGCUGCCAUGCACAACCACAUGGAGGUGUUGAAGCUCCUGGUUGGUGCCUACAAUGCUGAUGUGGAGAUCAGAGACUACAGUGGGAGGAAGGCCUGCCAGUACCUCACCGACAGUGUGAGUGUGGACAUAAGGGACAUCAUAGGAGAAUACGAGCAAUCAAACUCCGAGAACGCAGACCGUGGGGGCGGUGGCCGCUGGAGGAUAUCCAAGGUUCUGCAAUCUAACCUGAAGCCCCUCAGGCUGCUGAGCACUGGUGACUGUGACUCUGUGGACGGGGAGGGCCAACCCAGAGAGAAACCCCUCAGGAGGAAGUCUUCUCUCAGCAAGAUGAAGCCCAAACUACAGAAGCUCCACUUGAGGACAUCACAGAUCAUCCACAGCACGUCGUUCCACAACACAGAGGAGCUAGAAGGGCCUGUGAAAGGCUCCUUUAAGUCUAGACCUAAGACAUAUUUCUUUGGGGUGAGACCAACACUGACACAAGACAUAGUGUACAGGGAUGAUGACAGUAAAAGCACAGGAUGUUAGCAGAAAUUUGGCGAGGCACAUUUUAAGACAAUUUUUACAUUCCAUAUAAAGACUGGGCCAAAAGAACAAGUGACAGCAGGUUGAGGCUGCCUUUUAUUAUGUGUGGGCUUUUGUUUUUCUGAAUUCAUGCAAGUGAAAGCUGAUAAUUUUUAUUGAUAUUCACUAUCUCAAAAUGUGAUCAUUUUUAUGCCAAACAAUCAGUGUGACUUUUAUCUUUGAUAGGGCAGAAGAUCUCUGAAACUCCAUUUAACAAGCUAACCUAACAAACCCCUACUCUGGGUCUCUCAGCUCCAAGCCCAUUGGUUCCUACUGAAGACGUAAAUCUUUAAAAGUAGGCUCAGUCAUUUCCUAACAGCUGCCCAAUGUAGUUUUUAUCAAACAGGAGGAAAUAGUGCAUUUGUUUGGGGACUAAUUUGCAGUGAUAGAUUAAUCCAUAUUUAGUGCUGUUGUUCAUAUUUCGGGCAUUAGGACAGUUUGUGUGGGAUUGAGUCAAAAUAAACUACACUGUGUGUGUUACUUUGUAAUUUGGAUCACUGUAGGCAGAUUUCUCAGUCAUAAGGUUGAAAUGUGAAGCCAAACCGGUUGCAUUCAGAGACAAGGACUGGUCUUUGGUAAUUUUACUUUUCAUACAUUAAAGGAGCAGGAUUUUAAGAUGUCCCGAGGAAAUCUGAUGCCUGUAAACAUUUGGGCUGAGAUUACUUAUUUACCCCAGCUCAGCUAAAGUUAUGUGAAAUCUUGCUGUAUAUCAUUCAACUCAGUAUAAUUAUCCACAAAGGUCUUAACUUAUGUCACCAACAUUUGAGGUUAAAAUAAAGUUACAGACCUCCUGUGGAAAUACUAAAGCCAUCUUGGGCUUUCGCAUUUAGUACAUUCAAUUUUUUGGAUGUAAAGGGCUAAAUCCAAAAAACGGGAUAAAUCCCAUGGAUAAGGUGCUGCUCAGCACAUAAGUUUACAAAUGUUUUACUUUACAGGACUUUAGCAAAAUGUAAAAUAUUUUAUAAAUUGUUUCAUGAAUGUAUUGCAUGAGUUGGUGGACUGAAAAGCAAUUGUGGCACAACGGGGUUCUAAUCUACAAUAUGCUGCUUCAUGUCAGAACUUGACUUUAGCCUCACACUGCGCAAGCUUCUCAUGUCAAGAUGUGAAAAGGUUCUUAAAUAAAGGUCUGCGGAGAUGAAAUGAGUGGUUACAUUUCUGGUACCACUUUAUCAAUAGUAAUUUUUUCAUGAUGUCAUAUACAGGUAGGUACAUGGCACCUUCAGUCUUUUUUAUUACAUCUUUGCAAAUUUGAACAAAAACAGCUCUUAGAUUUUUAUUUGCACAUUACAAUCUGUUCUGUAUAAGCCUUUACUUAGAGACUAGAGAGCUCGAACAACCGUUAAUAUUUCAGUAAAAACAUGAAAACGUUUUUCAGGCACUCUUAAGUAGCGCAGGGAGUGGAGAAGCAUUUAAAGUCUUUAUUUAGUUGGGCAUAUUAGUGACAACGGCAAUCGUUUUCAACUGUUUUCAGGGCUUCAUUUUUCUGCCCGUCACGAAGGCCCACUGAUCAGUUUUUUUUUAUUUUGAAGAGCACCUUAAGGCUUCCUGGACUCAUGGCAAGUGUGGCAGAGUGAGCAUUAGGCAUCAUCUUUUGUCUUAACGGUAAAAAUUUACCUGGGUUCCCUGUGCUUGGGUUAAGGGGGCUAUGUAGAGUUGAUGUUUGUACUCUAAUUAAAUCAAACGUACAUCAUUGUACUUGUACAAAGGACUGUGUGUCUGAUUUGUCCCUUUGUACAUGCAAAUGGGAAAAAUAUGGAUGAUAUUUUGUAUUACCUAAAAUCAAUAAAUCAAAGUGAGACCUUGA